GUUCAUAGUGAAGAACUUUGACCUGACCUACAUAAGAAAAAGAUACUCGUGUACUAAUAGUGAUCACAAGUGCUUCACCUUUUGAAUGAAUACACAAACACCACUGACCCAUAUGCUGCCUGGUCGAGCUUGACGAUCUUCACGCUUAUGCUCCCUUUGCUGUUUUAAACAACGUGGUCUUCAAGUGUGACCUCUAGGAAUAAUUCGGUCGUUCAUAUUUGUGCAUUGUCGCAUGGAUUCUUUCGCAGUUUACUAGCUAUUUCCGCUUAAAAAUCCUUCAUGUGUGGUCAAGGAAAAAUGAUGUUUUGGACGUGUGGUCAAUUUAGAAAACAUUCCUGUGAGGAGACAUGUUACUAGAAGGAGUGCCGAAAUCAGUGACAGCAUAGUGACAUUAUUACUACAUAUUUCAGUGAUCAAUACAUUAGUGAUAUGUGAAGCAUAAUCAGUAUAUUCUAACUUUUACAUAAAGAUAUAUUUUAGUGCUAUGGUCAUUCUAGAGAUAUUACAAUGUUUUGACAAGUAUGCAAUAGAAGCAACCAAAUGAAUCAAGGAAAUGGCAGAAAAUGGAGGAGGAGGACGUAAAAGGGGGCGCUGUAAAUGGUUUAAUGUAGCAAAAGGGUGGGGCUUUAUAACACCUGACGAUGGUUCCCAAGAUGUGUUUGUUCACCAGAGUGUCAUCCAUAAGGCCGGAUUUAGAAGUUUGGAUGAUGGCGAAGAAGUAGAAUUCGAAGCUAAACCAUCUGGUCUUGGUGUGGAAGCUACUUUUGUCGCCGGACCAGGUGGUUCAGAGUGUAAAGGAAGUUCACGACGACCCCUUUCACGAAAGAAAUUUAAGAAAAUAAGGUGCUACAAUUGUGGAGAUUUUGGAAAUCACAUAGCUUCUAAAUGUCCUCAUGGACCUUUACCGAAAAGGUGUCACAGCUGCAAAUCAACAGAACAUCUCAUAGCGGAUUGUCCUUUGAGAGAUCCAUCGUUACCAAUACCACACAAUGGCGCAAGCGACGGAAGUGGGAACGGAAAUGGACUUAGUCCGUGAUUUCAUAUUUGAAUCUCUUCAUUCGUUAAUUACUGUUUUAUUGUUGCAAUGUAUAUUUUAUUGAAACGGGUUUUUUUUAUCUCAAAUUAUGCGAGUGCUAAAAAUCAAAAUAAAUUGAAAUAUAAUUUUUAAAGCAUUGACCUAUCUUAAUAAUUGUCGUGACUUGUUGAUAUUAUUAACUAAUGACAACCAACCUACCUCAUAAAUGUAUUUAGAUGUUAUAGUUAAUUGUAUUAUAGUAUAGUAGUUUGGUUGUUUCGUAUAUAUAGACUGUAGAUUUACGGGGAAUGAACAAAUAGCUUUACCACCAAAGAGUUGGUGUUUUAAUUUUCAAAUAUUAAGAUGUAGAAUUUGUUCUUGCCGUGUACAGGUUUAUCAUAGAUCUGUUCUUUUGAUCUGUUUUAAGUUUUUAUCAGUUUAGUUCUAUUGUUCAGUUUGCUUCGUACAAAUACACGAUGUCAUUUUUUGUAAUAUUUAAUGUAUUUCCUGUGUACCUAUUCCCACACACAUAUAGUGUACUAUUUGUUGGUUUAGAUUUGUUUGGUAUUGUAUUGAUUUGUGUCAAAAUAUGGAGUGCAUAUAAGCAGACAUUACAAAAUGUAUUUUUCUUGAAACAAGGAGAAAAACUUUACACGAUAUUGCAGAAAUUGAUUUGUUUCCUUCAUAGCAUUCAUAAAGAAAUGUUUUAAAUAGGACUUUCAUUAUCCUAUACUUUUUCAUAAGUUUUAUGGACAAAAUGGCAAUAGGAAAUAUUAGUUUUAUGGAUUUACAGUAUUGUUUUUAAGGUUCAUAUAUCUCCUGUAUUAUUCCAAUAUGUUUUUUUUAAUUACUUUAAUAAAAACUAAUCUAAGUUUCUAUUUUAUAAAGGGAUAUAUAUCCUUCAAUUACCGGUAGUUGAAAUAUACAAAUAAAACAAGUUUGAUCAAAUAUAAUUGCUUAUGAUUGAUGCAAUUGUAAUUUAGGUAUGAUAAAAAGACACAUAAUGCAUAUUGUUCUCUGAUAUUAUGAAAUACGUUCGAAUUUUUUAAGAUUGUUAUGAAGAAACGAUAUCAAUAUUUUAAUGGUGAGAAAAUAUGAAGGGAAUAACAUUUUAGUAGAAGAAAACAGUAUUUUACUAUAAAUGGCAGCUUGAAGGGGAAACGAAAUCUGAUAAGGAGAUGGAAUUAUCAUUUAUUACUACUUAAGGUGAAUACAUCUUUUAAAUUUUAUUUAUAUAUCAACAUGUUGUUGCUGAAAAAUAUACAAAAUAAUUCUGGUGCUGAGAUACUUGUCAUGGGGAAAAUGACAAGUGUAAAAACAAAAAAUAAAUCAAAUAUUUUACGUUUGUGAUAAGUGUGUAUUUUCAUGACAAAAAUGUCAAAUCAUUGAAAAUUAUUAUGGGGUUGUUAAGGCAACAUUUUAAUCAUGUGGAUUUUCUUUCUUAUUUUCAUUAAUUAAUAUUUUGUAGAGUUAACAAGUUCCAAUUUCUUAUUUUCUUUAAUACAGAAUCAAACAAACUUUGUCUGUAAUGGAAGCGUUAUGCUUUCUGAAAAAGUAUUUUUAACAAAAGCCAUAAUUUUAGGAACUCCUGGUUUUUUUUUUCUAGUGCCAGUCUAAAUUUCCCGCUCUUAGUCCAAGUCAGUCCAAUUUGAAUGACAAAUAAGCAUGCAAUAUGUGGCAUAAGACGUUAGUUAAUCAAACUACAAUCAAUAAUACAGUGAAAAGGAAAGAAUUUCAUUGAGAAGUAAACAAUUUUUAAAUGUAUAAAGCUAGGGGACUGUUUUUUCGAGAUAGUGGUCAUGUUUCACUAAUGUCAAAUAAGAAGAGUCGAGUCGUUCAAUAUGAGAAUACAACGAAAAACGAAAUAUUGUUUCCUUUUAUUUAUGAUGUUUUGUAACUCAGUAAUCAAAUUUCAUAAAUACUAGCAUAUAAACAUAAUCCGGUCUUAUUUCAACAUGAAAAACUUCAUGUAUCAAGCCAAAAAUGGACAAAACCGAAUUUCACUGGAUCUGAAUUUUGCCUUUUCACGUAGACAUUUAAUGUUUUUUUGUACAACUUUACUAAAUAUGGCGGGUAAAUAUAUUCAUUUUCAUUGUCAUUCUAAAUGCACUGUAAAGAAUGGGCGAGUUAAGUUAGUCAUCAUGGAGAUUUAUCAAACAAUUCAAAAUCAAAUAUUUUAUGUACUUAGGGUAUUGUGUUUUGUAUAGUUUUUUAUGUGCUUUAAUAUUUCAAACGUCACUGAAAAAAAAUAAACGAAUGCACAGGAAUAAUUGUUUCCACUGAGCAACUUGAAUCUAUAUGUAUGUCUUAUUGGACUUAUAAAAGUAAACUUUAUAAUUUUUUUAUAACAUUUAAAUCAAAACCGUGCAAUAUAGAGGUAAAAAAGUAAUGGAUAGAUGUUUGAUUAGAGUAUUAACGACUGCAUUCACUUUCCUGUUAUUUCAAACCAUGUGUGCUUUGUUAUAAUUAUGACGAUAAUAAAAACUAUAUUGGUUUAGAUAUGGAUUUUAUUUAAUUGAUUCAUGUUUUAGUUUAGGAAUCCACACAGCCGCAUCCACAUCUUCUAACAGAAAAACUUUCAACUGCAAGAGAGUGUAUAUUUGUGCAUAUCACAUUCUGUAUAUGCUGUUAUUUAAACAGUAAGAAUAAAUUCCAUUUCGAAAAUUGCAUGUAAAGUAAACCAACUACAUUGUGAAAUGUGUACCACAUUAAGUACUAAAUCAAAUAAAAACUGGUCUCACAUGCAUCCAUUCCAAAGUUUCUCUUUAAUAUGCAUAUAUAAUCAAAUAUUUUACAUUUAAAUUAUUCAGAACGUUAUUGAUAAGAGCUCAGGAAAAGUUAUCAAACAACUCUACCCAAUUUUAAUGUCACAUAAGAAUAAAGAAAUAAAACAUCAUUUUACUGGUUUUGUUGUAUAAAUUUGGUAUAAAAAUUGCACGGAACAAUCUCCAUUAUAAAGCUUUUCUGCAAAAAAGUACUCAAUAAAAAAAAAUGUUCAUUUUGUAUCCGAUGGCUGAUAAUUGAUUUAAUAAAUGAAGAGUCUUAAAUUUAUUUUACAAUAGUAUGGUAUUUACACUGGAUGAUUACUUCAUAAUGCCUUUAGAUGGCAAACGUUUGGCAUGAAUAUACUAUAUUAAAUUAGGUAACAUGAAAGUACAUGACUGAAUAAUUAAUGGUAUGAACCUUUGCAAUAUCAAUUUACAUAAUAGAAAAUAUUUGAAUGUAUUUUUAUCAUUUUUAAUCAGUUACAUUUUUUCUUUUCUCAGGGAAAUUGUAUGUACGUGUAUUUACAUUGUACGUGUUGUAUUAACAUUGUACGUGUAUUAACAUUGUACGUGUAUUUACAUUGUGCAUUUACAUUGUACGUGUACUUACAUUGUACAUUUACAUUGUAUGUGUAUUUACAUUGUACGUGUAAACAUUGUCUACAGUUUUCCACUUACUUGUUUUGUUUUGUUUACAUCGUUAUACAUACGUUUCAAUAUUGAAACAAUGUUCAUAUUUUGUUUGUUUUGCAUUUUUUGUAAAUUUUAAGGAUUUUGCGGCAUUAUUGCAGGUAAUUGUAAAUAAAUACGUAGUAUUUUGAUCAGAAGAGGAGGAAUUGUUUCUUGUCUUAUUUGUAGCAAUUUGUUUUUAACAUAUUGUUAUUUUCCUUGAUACAAAAUUUAACUUCAUCUAAGGGGCAGCAAUCCAUUUUAUAAUAACAAUGAACUUCUUCAUUUGAUGAAGUAAAUUGGAUUUGUUUUAUGUUUUUGUUUAUUUGAUCUCUUCGGGAAUUUAGGUUCGUAUUUUCGUUGAAAGUAUUAAGAUAACCAUAUCAAUCUAAAGGAUGAUUACAAGUUGGACUAUUUAUUGAGCACAAUUCCAAAGAGUGUAUAUUAAGAUCAAAACAUUUUACCAAAAUAUUUUAGAACAAUUCCAAAGCUUUGAUGUUUGUUGUAGAAAAAUAUUUUAAUAAACUUACAUAUGUACA
Molecule: messenger RNA, 4988 nt
Organism: Mytilus californianus (California mussel)
Lineage: Eukaryota; Metazoa; Mollusca; Bivalvia; Mytilida; Mytilidae
Product: protein lin-28 homolog
Exons: 4
Coding region: 554-1036 (160 amino acids)
Molecular function (GO): zinc ion binding; nucleic acid binding
Source: RefSeq, a predicted model, not a curated record